Molecule: messenger RNA, 1574 nt
Organism: Daucus carota subsp. sativus
Lineage: Eukaryota; Viridiplantae; Streptophyta; Magnoliopsida; Apiales; Apiaceae
Product: histone deacetylase 14, chloroplastic
Exons: 9
Coding region: 118-1122 (334 amino acids)
Biological process (GO): negative regulation of transcription by RNA polymerase II
Cellular component (GO): cytoplasm; histone deacetylase complex
Molecular function (GO): transcription factor binding; histone deacetylase activity
Source: RefSeq, a predicted model, not a curated record
UAUACAUGAUUGAAAACGUUAUGGACCCAUCGAGUAUACAGUGCAGACCCUCGCGUUGAGGUGGAGUCCUGCAAAGCUAUCAGACUAACCGCCCAGUCCGCCAUGUUCUAAAUAAAUAUGGAGCUUCUAACUUUUUCUGGCCUAGCUUUCACCGGCAUAAGAUGUUUGUAUAAGCAUCAUAGUUUGUUGAAGAAAUAUAUGCCAAAACGUAAUUUGUUUUCCAUUUCGUGUUCAUAUGGUGACGUUGUAGACCUGUUUGUUCCCUCCAGCGCACAAGUUUUUGAUGGUAAAAUUAUUUACUGCGUUGCUCCUGCCAUGGGUCAUAACAAGGAUUCGCAUCCAGAAUGCCAUCUUAGAGUUCCUUCCAUUGUGGGUGCUCUUGACAACAUGAAGCUCACUCCAAAGUUUCGUGGCUCUGAGAUUUUUGAACUCCAGAACUUCAGACCUGCAACCGUAGAUGAUAUUGCAAGCGUUCAUGCUAAAGCUUAUGUUGUUGGCCUUGAGAAGGCCAUGGAUCAGGCCUCAGAACAGGGUCUCAUUUUCAUUGAGGGCUCUGGGCCAACUUAUGCUACUCCGACGACAUUUCAGGAUUCGCUAGUUGCAGCUGGUGCUGGCAUUUCAUUGGUUGAUUCAGUGGUAGCUGCAUCAAAAAUCGGGAAGGAUCCUCCCACUGGCUUUGCUCUUAUACGACCUCCUGGACAUCAUGCUGUUCCGAAAGGGCCCUUGGGUUUUUGUGUUUUCGGAAAUAUUGCUGUUGCAGCUCGCUAUGCUCAGAGGUUUCAUGGAUUAAAGCGAGUAUUCAUCAUAGAUUUCGAUGUUCACCAUGGCAAUGGAACCAAUGAUGCCUUUUAUGAUGACCCAGAUGUAUUCUUUCUUUCAACUCACCAAGAUGGGAGCUAUCCUGGAACUGGUAAAAUUGAUCAAAUAGGUAAUUUGAACGGGGAAGGAGCAACACUCAAUCUACCUUUACCGGGAGGAUCAGGUGAUAUAGCCAUGCGCACUGUGUUCGACGAAGUUAUAGUUCCAUGUGCGCAAAGAUUCAAGCCAGAUAUUAUACUUGUUUCAGCAGGCAAUACACAAGCUUGCUUGCUACCAGAAAUCUGUAGCUGUCUUCACUUGUAAAAGGAAUCACAUUCUGUAAUACAUCAUUUCUCAGAUAUGACGGGCAUGUGUUGGAUCCGUUGGCCAGUUUGCAAUUUACAACAGCUACAUACUACACGCUGGCUUCAAAUAUCAAGCAACUAGCGAAGGAUCUUUGUGGAGGCCGCUGUAUAUUCUUCUUGGAAGGAGGGUACAACCUUGAUUCUCUCUCGAAUUCUGUAGCAGACACAUUCCGCGCGUUUCUUGAUGAACCAAGCCUGGCAUCAGAAGUUGAUAACCCUGACAUCUUGUAUGAAGAACCAUCAAGCAAGGUAAAACAAGCAAUUCAGAGGGUUAAGCACAUACAUUCCCUGUAAUAUAAAAACCAGUCUGUAAAAAAAGUCCAUAGUAGUAUAUAUUCGAACAACAAAUCCUAUGUACUCAUUUAGCAGUUGCGAAAUACUCCCAGGAAGUAUAAUCUGCCUUGAAUAAGC